Messenger RNA from Zootermopsis nevadensis, 6515 nucleotides. It is a transcript of the gene Mkk4, whose product is annotated as dual specificity mitogen-activated protein kinase kinase 4. Gene Ontology annotation, biological process: protein phosphorylation; MAPK cascade. Gene Ontology annotation, molecular function: JUN kinase kinase activity; ATP binding. NCBI's taxonomy places the organism in Eukaryota, Metazoa, Arthropoda, Insecta, Blattodea, Termopsidae. The record is from RefSeq and is a predicted model, not a curated record.
UGGGUGAGCGAUUCAAAAGUACAAUCAUGGAAUUUUGCAAAGGGCAGGUGCUUUGGUGGUUUAAAGGUUAAUUUUAAGCAUAAGUGAACAAUAAGUAAUUAGUAGACGAAACAAAUGAUUUACUUCAUUAGUGAAGGACAUUUUAUUUUUAUUAAGGGGGCUGGAAAAGUUUCCUAAAGUGGCGAAAAUACGUUCUAUUAUUUGUGUACAAGCGCGUCCAAUAUAUUUCAAGAUGGCAGAACACCAGGGAAAUUCUUCUAACCAAUUGAAUCAAGCUAUGUCUAGCAGUAGCCUGUACCAAAAACUGGAUCUAAGAGCUUCAACAGACACGGACAUGUCAGCUGAAAGACGGAGGCAACUGAAGCUGAGUUUUACACCUAGUAACUUUACGAUUGGAGGCAGUGGAGGUACAGCUUCUUAUCAAUCUCUGACGUGUAGGCAAUUACAACCUUCCUCUAACUCAACUCAUGACGAGCAGCUCAACUCAAGCCCGGUUCGGAUGAAGACAGUGUGUCCACCUCGCAUCCGCCCGUUUAAUCCUGAUUCUGUACCUGACAAAUCACGAGACAGGUUACGAAUGUGCCAGAGCAUGCAGUCUACAGGCAAGUUGCAAGUGUCGCCAGAAUCGAUUUAUGACUUCACAUCAGAUGACCUCCAAGACUUGGGUGAAAUAGGAAGAGGAGCAUUUGGAACUGUUAACAAGAUGGUACAUAGGCGGAGUAAUACUGUUAUGGCUGUUAAGAGGAUUCGGUCAACAGUUGAUGAGAAAGAACAGAAACAGCUGUUAAUGGACUUGGAAGUUGUUAUGAAAUCAAAUGAAUGUCCUUGUAUUGUCCAGUUUUAUGGUGCCCUCUUCAAGGAGGGAGACUGUUGGAUAUGUAUGGAGCUCAUGGAUACAUCCUUAGAUAAAUUUUAUAAGUUUAUCUAUGAGAAAUUACAAGAGAGGAUACCUGAAAGUAUAUUAGGAAAGAUUACAGUAGCCACUGUGAAGGCACUGAACUACUUGAAGGAAGAACUGAAGAUCAUUCACCGAGAUGUGAAACCAAGCAACAUUCUGUUGGACAAACGAGGCAACAUCAAGCUGUGUGACUUUGGUAUCUCUGGCCAGCUAGUGGAUAGCAUAGCUCGCACUCGCGAUGCUGGCUGCCGUCCAUAUAUGGCUCCUGAGAGGAUAGACCCACAGCGAGCACGUGGCUAUGAUGUUCGCUCUGAUGUGUGGUCUCUGGGGAUCACCCUUAUGGAAGUGGCAACAGGACACUUUCCGUACCCAAAGUGGAAUUCGGUAUUUGAGCAGCUGUUUCAGGUCGUGCAGGGAGAUCCUCCACGACUUUCUCCAAAUGAAAAUGGAAACCAUUUCAGUACUGAAUUUGUUAACUUUGUGAAUACUUGCCUGAUCAAGGAGGAAACGCAAAGACCCAAGUACAACAAACUUCUUGAAGACAGAUUCAUUCGUUCAAGUGAUGAGGCGAACGUGGAUGUGGCGCAGUACGUCAGUGAUGUCCUGGACCUGAUGGCCAAUAAUGGAGCUACGGCAUUCACCAUGAACCAACCUUGAUUAUGCUUGUCUAAUGUUGUUAACGUUGAGGUUUGGCGGAUUCAUUACCUACAGCCCGACUUGUUUCCCAUCCACGCAGAACAGGUCAGAACAUCCUUAAGGGUGGCCGUGUACUAUGAAACUUUUACUGUCCUCUGCGUAUUUCGAUUGUUCAGUAUAGUGGGAGUGUCACCUUUCACUUUAGUUGUAUAGAAAUGUUUUGUUUAUGAAGUUAACCAAAGCAUUUCCGUGAUGAGUGUGGUGAUAUGAGGGCACUAGUCAGCACAGACGAUCAGCAUGCAGUACUCUGUACAUUUCCUCUCCAUUGCUUUUCUUGACUGAUAACUGUAGAAUUCAUUGGUUUUUUUCCAUUGACUUAUUGCAGUGGGGGAAAGUGGUAAAUUCUGAAUCUGUUAUGACUGGGGUUUCUAUGUCAUUUGAUUUAUCAGUCAUUUCAGUAGCAGAUGCAGGAUAUGCCUUAAAAUAGACUGUAUCGCCAUAGCAACAGUUUGACAUUUGCCUGUCGACUGUCAUCAAUCCAGUUACUUCAUAGAAAUGUAUUAUGCUGUUAUUGAAAAUCAAAUUACAAGUUUUCCAUUUUUUUUUGUGUAUAUAAUAAAUUGAAGGAACACAACAUGUUUUAGGUUAUAAGUAACUAUCCAAUAUGUUUGAGCUAUAACUUGAUACGAUAGAAUAUGGCGAGCCCCUUUGCCCUUGAAACUUCAUUAGUAUUACUGCAAAUGAGUUGCAGUAUUUGAGGUCAUUAUGUUGUCACGUGGGUUGUUGCACGAUGUAGCCUUCUGGUCAUAUUCCAACAUUUGAGAGGCAGAGAAGACUACGAAGUGCAGCAAACUGGAAGACAACUAACUGAAGAAUUAUCAGCUGGUUCUUCUGAAAAAAUCAUGAAGUUCUGUACAUACUGAUCAUACAUAAGACCUAGGAAAAUAUCCACAAGUCCACAGUUAUCAGUAAUUAAACUACUCCUUUUUGACUGAAAAUGUAGGAUUAUGUUUUUCAUGACGAAUUCUAUGAGCUUUGAACAUAAAUUUUUAAAGUCAAAUAUGUAUGAAGAAUUGAAUAUUAAUAGUGCAAUUUGUCUUUGUCCCUGGCUCUAUUAUGUGGUGAUCAUGUUUUUAAUCAUUAUUACAUUGUGUUGGGGCAGAGCACAUAAGGGAACACAUUAAUAUUGUGUAUCCUGGAAUCCUUCCAAAUAUUGCACUGAAACUAGUUACCUUAAAUGUAUGUAAAAUUUUAGUACGUUUUCAAAGGAGCAGGAAAUAUACUAAUUAUUGAAUACAACAUAAACUAUACUCUUAUGUAAAUUCUCAUUAGUGGCACUGUAGAUGAUUUGAGAUGGAAAGCUUAGUUCAGUGAAUGUUUGGUUGAUUUGUAAUGAGCGUGAGACAUACAGCGAUGUCUCAUUUUGUUUAUAGGUUGCAUUGGCAUUGCUUGAUUUCCUAAUUUCUUCUGCUGUUGAUGUAUGUUUCUAUAGCUAAUAGAAUCAUUGGCUACAGUGGGUUCUGUUAAUUGAAAUCUUACUCAUUUGAAUAGUUUGAAAUUGAUACAGUAUGUCUUCAAAAGUUUUGUCACCUUUUGUAUGUCGGUAGGAAGAUUAUUACCAUCGAGUAUCAGAAUUGUGACCUCUUUGCACGUUCCUGUUACAUGGACUGGAUGAUUGGGUUUCCAUUCCUUGCAGGGAAUCAUCACAUCCAGAAAGAAUAUUCACUUUUCCCACGAGAAAGCAACCAAUGCACUGACCACUCACCUCCGUUUUGUGCCAAAGUCUAGAAUGCAUGACCUUCAUCUCCAAAUCAGAGUUUGUAUGGAUAUUUUAAAUGUGAAAAUGUAUUGAUAUGCAUGUUGCACUGACCUUGUAUCAAAUUAUUUACACAAAUUAGGAAAUGUAUGCAUAGCAAAACAGUGGCACAUUCAACAGAAUUUGACCUUUGAUUUUUGUGAAGGCUCUGUUGACCCGAGAGUUCUCUGGGGUCAUUGACUUAUGCAUGGGAGGGGUGCCUGUUUCAGUGAUGUUAUCAUCAUGGAAGAUAUCCCCAUUUGUGGGACUGGCUGGUGAUUCCCCAGGUAACCAUGGUUACCAAGAUAGUUUUGGAAUUCCACCUCCCCACUUUCUUCUGUAUGUGGAAACACAUGUAGGGCUUAUGUAAAGUGCCCAUUAUUGUUGUCCAUUUUAACCAGAAUUGGUAAUGUGUUGACAAAUGUUCAGUAAAACUUCAAAUAUAAAGUUAUAUGAAAAUCUUUUAAGCCAUUCCAGAGUUAUUAUGUGUGGGCAGAGGGGCGGACAGGGUGAAGAUAAUUGACACAUUUUUAAACUUUUAGUUGCAAGUGCUCAUAAAAGUAUAAUUGUAUUUAUAAAAUUUAUUUAAUUUACAUUUCAGCAUCGACAACCAAAAUAGUAAUUUGCUUUUGCAUGAGAAUGUCAAUCUAGAGUCACAUGAUAUAUCUAGAUAUGUGUGAAAAUUUUUCACAAUUUUUUUGGUUUCAUCAUGGGAGCACUUUUGUCUCCAUGAAAAUUACAAAUGUACAUUUACCACCGUAGGAUUUGUGGUGCCGAAGUAUUUAAUCAUAAUAAUUUUGCAGGGAUGCAGAUUUGAAGACCUCUGUUCUCAGUGCCAUUCUGCACUUCAAUGUUUCAUCUCCCUGGAAAUCCAAUUUAUCUCCAUAUUUACAAUUUUACUGCUGUUUUUCGUAACCUUUCACCUUCUGUUCUCAUUAUACAUCCAAAUUGCAUUUAUUUGUUGUUUAAUACUACCAAUAUUUCCUUGUUGAAUGUGCAGAGAGGAUCAUUCUUUUACUUGCAGCCUAUUCAUAGACACUGGACAUUGGGCAACUUCUCUCAGAUCCGAUAGUAACAUGCUGGUAAAUAAUCUAUUCACACUUGAAAAAUAUUUUCAAUAAAACCAUAUAACCUGAUAUUGCAGUUGCUGCUGAAAGCAGUGUCCACAAUCAUCCAAGUACGUUUCACAUUAAUGUAAGAAAUUCUGUGAACAUCUUUUGUCCUCUCUCUGUGAUGAACAGAAUAACAUUCUGGAUCUUGAUCUCCAAGCACAUGGAUUGUUUCUGUAGACAUUUUCUUUCAAGUUAUUGCACAGAUGAAAAUGACACACAUUUAGAUUCAGGGAACAUUAUGACCAUGGUCCUCUGCUGAUCAGUUGAAAAACAGUAUGCAGAAAGGUUGCUUUAAAGACAUCAAUUUCUAGUAAGAAUCAACAAAGCGUCUUAUUUUGGACUCUAUUCAAGUCUUGUUUCGAUUUUUUUUAAGAGUUUCUGGUGUCAUCACAACUUUUCGUUGGUGUUUGUUUCUAUGAACAGUGGAGUUGGUUUCAGGCCACUUUUUCUACAACGGCAGAUUGUUUUAUUAGCACGAGUUACCACGUGUGGCUCACCAACUGACGUAGUGACUUCUUAUAAGUAUGGGUAUCUUUUUCUCUUAACAGAAUAAAGCUCCUUGUGCCAAUUGUAAUUUUUGUCGUGUACUAAAAGAAAUAAUUGGAUUCUAAUUCACUCUCUGUGUAAUUUGCAGCUAAAACAGUCUGGGCAUUGAAUUGUCGCGUAUUUAAGACCAGCAUUCAAAGGACUGGCUUAUUCAUAUUGUAGUGAUACUAUGAUCAUAGUAGCUUGAUUAGUCAAGUUUGGAAACUAGAAACUUACAAGUAAAUGCUGUAAUGUCUUCAACCAUAGAUUUAAGCCAGUAAAAUACAGCCAUCUUCACCAGAGAGAUGGAAAAUUAAUGCCAUUGCAGUUUGUAACCAUAACCUAUAUUAGGGCUUUAAGAAACUCCUAAUUGUGAUAUGAAAACUCUCUCAGGCGAAAGGAAAUAAAUUGUAUUGUUUCACUGAAAAUGUAUUCCGGAAUGGAACUUGGUGUUUCUGGAUUGGGUUUAAGGAUGCCAGUUGAGUAUAACAUGAACACAGCUUGUUUUAUUUUCUCUCCGCAUAUUCUGGCUUUUCUUGAUGUUCUGGGUUAACUAUAGCAGCGGUUGGAUACUGCGGCCCCUUGUUUUCAUCACAUAGUUCAGCAUUGCACUGAAUGACGUAGAUUCUGCGCAUGUUGGUGUUCAGAACUGAUGUGGCUCUCUGUCUGUACUGAAGGGUUAUUGAAACAUUACCAUUUUGGAACAUUUUGUAAUAAUAACACAUUUUAAAAAGGUUGAAGUCAUGUGUGACAUUACGGAGUUAUGUGGCCAUCUUAAUCAUGGACGGGCCUUACAGAUGAAUGUGUGUUGGUUGAUACUUCUCUACAUUCCUGAAAGCAAACAGCCUGUGGACAUAAUUGUACUGUUUCUGCUUGAUCUUAUUUCAGUGCUACAUUUGAAGACAGGAUAGAUCCUUGCAAAUGUAGUGGUGGCAUUUGUUGUAAUAAGUUAUAUUUCCUAGACCUUCAGCACAUUCACUGUUACCAACAACAGUACACGUCCCUAGCAUCAUUGAUAGUUCGCAUUACCAGAACUAGUUAUCAAAACAUUAAAUAGUUUCUCCUUUAAAUAUCCUUCGGUUGCCACACAACAUUCAGAGAUCAUUUUACUGGCUCUGGGAAGUUCAAAUUGUAUUUUUGUUAUAUACUGUUUUUUUUAAUAAUUUACUCAUGGUUAUUUUUUGUUGUGAAAUUAAUGAACUAAAUAGCUCCGUGAAUUUCCUUCAUUCCAUUCUAACAUGUGAAAGAUGACAUCAGUAAAAAAAUGUUAUCUGAAAAUCUUAAAAUUGCAAAUUUAAUGUCAGAUUUGAAUUGAGAAAGAAAUUGAGCGGGAAAAAUGGGAAAACAUUGUAUUUGUCAUUCUCUGUCAUUGAUACAUGUCAUUUGAUAUGUGGUGUGGAUUUUCAGCAAUGAAAAUUCAGUAGACGAGAUGCUGUGAUGAGCAUGGUGUGAAUUUUGAGCUUGUAAAUGCCCAAAUAGUUUAUAUAAAAAUGUAUCUUUGUUACCAUUUAACCCUGUACAGAGCCUACCCAGUGUUUCGGAUAAAACA